AUGCCGUUCAAAAACACCUUUUCACAACUGAAAUCCCAAUUCAAGGAUCUCCAACAAGAAGGCCAGAAAUACCUCAAUGAAUACCAAUCUAAUCGCCAGACUAAUCAACAACAACAAGGUCAAUCUCAACAAGAUUACCCAGGAGCUCACCAGCAAUAUCAAGGAGGACCUCCUCCUGUUCCGCACCGCACACACCCUGGGUCCAAUCAACCUUCAACUACCUACUGGCAACCACUGUUCGACCCGUCCAACCCAGUGAGCACCGACUGGGAGCACAAAGAAGGCAACAACAACGGCUGGGGCAACAACGAGAUCGAAAACUACACCUCCUCACCCACCAACUCUUUCCACGCCUCAAACAAGCUCAUCCUCCGCGCCAUAUCACUGCCCAACCACCCAGACCCAUCCCAAAAAUACACUUCCGCCCGACUAGUCUCGAGACAGCGCCUCUCCCGCUCCCGAGGAAGUCUCGUCGCCAGCCUGACUCUGCCCUGCGCCGCCGGUAUCUGGCCGGCGUUCUGGCUUUUACCGUUUGAGCCCUUCUCAUGGCCGACAGACGGCGAAGUUGACAUCGCCGAGACGUGGAACGGCGACGGUAUCAACCACAGUUGUCUGCACUGGGGUUUCUACACUCCCCAAGACACGGACAAGCACCGUGUCGUCGGCACGAAUGUGACCGGCAUGCAGAGCGGACGGCCUGUGAUGUUUGAAUUUGCGUGGUGGCAGGACGACAACUCGAAUCAGGGACGGUUAGUAUGGUGGAUUGACGGAAAGGCUGUGAUGAAGGCGCCGAUGCCGGCUGAGACGAGGCGCAUGGCUGAUUUUGUGGUGCUGCUUAAUAUUGCGAUGGGCGGAAAUGUGUGUCAGGGACAGAUGCCGAGGGAGGGAGCCUACGAUUUUGUUGUGCACGAGAUGAAGAUGUUGGAGGAGCCUGAGAAUGGUGGGUGGCCGAAGUUUGAGAAGGACUGGCGGAAGGUAAGGGAAGGUGAUAGGAUUUGA
This is a messenger RNA of Exophiala viscosa, 999 nucleotides long. RefSeq names its product glucan endo-1,3-beta-D-glucosidase. Bases 1 to 999 code for a protein of 332 amino acids. The record is from RefSeq and is a predicted model, not a curated record. The transcript has a single exon. Gene Ontology annotation, biological process: carbohydrate metabolic process. Gene Ontology annotation, molecular function: hydrolase activity, hydrolyzing O-glycosyl compounds. Lineage: Eukaryota; Fungi; Ascomycota; Eurotiomycetes; Chaetothyriales; Herpotrichiellaceae.